UUUAAAAAAAAAAUUAUUUUUAAAAAAAUGAGAUCUGAAACGAAAUUUAAUAUUAAUGAGUUGCAUAAUUUAAAAUUAUCUGAAGUUAAUAAUAAUUUUAUAUCUUGUUGCACACCUUUUCGGUGUUUUAAUCAAAAUACAAUAGAAAUUAAUUUUCCUAAAGAUUCCAUCAAAAUCAGAUGCUCAAACAAACAGUGUAGAUACGCUAAAUAUAUGCAUAUCUCAUGCUUUGAAAUAUGGCAGGAUAAUAUUGUAAGCCAAGUUCAUUAUAAUUUAAAUAAUAUAUACCCAAAAGAAUACAUAUCACAAACAUUAUGGAAAGAACAUCAGUAUGACUUAAAUAUACCUAUUUGCCAAUGCAAAUGUAAAUGUGGAUUUUUAAAAAGGGAGAGCUAUAAUUACUUUGUAUCUGUUGCCUCGGAAAACAAAAAUGACAUGUUAUGGAAAAAUUAUAAUAUGCUUAACAACAUAAUUGAAAAUGACCCUUAUAAUCAUCCUCAUAGAUUCAGAAAAGAAAGCUUAUCCAGUAGCUUGUCACUUUCAUCAUUUGAUGAUAAUUCUUACAGUCCUAUGAAUUCUUACAUCCCAAAUUUCACGGCCCUUAUCCAAAAUGGCCUCAACAAAGAGUCCACCACAGGUUUCAAUACACCUUAUUCCAUUAAGAAACAACACUUGAACAACAAUAUGACUAAUGGAAAUUAUUCAAGUGAUUCCAUGGAUGGGUCUGGUACUGAAAACUCAUCUUCAAAUAACUCUACUCACUUUCGUCCAUUCAUAAAAACAGAUAAUAAUAUGCAUUACCAACAAGGUAGAUUGUCAGGUGAUGUAAUCAACAAUAUUUACCAAAAUAAAAGUCCUAUUAUAACAACCACUUCACCCUUAACAGUUAAUAAUUCAAACAAUCAGCAAACUAUAAAUGGGUCGUCUUUUUAUUAUAACAACAAUGUUCUUCCCCUACAAAAAUAUGAUCAAAAACAGGAUAAUGGCACUGGCAAUUCAAUGAUACAGAAUGAUUCUCUGACACUGCCAUUGGUACAUACAAUUUGUCCUUUUCCCAAUCGAUCUAAUUAUGAACCCUUUAAUCGUUUGCCUCGGUCUCUUGUAAAUUCAUUCCACGUAAAGAUGGAGGAUGAAGGACCUCAUGGUAAUGAUGAAACACGCUACUCCAUACUAUCCCGUUUGUCAGCUCUAAACCGAACACAAUUAUCUUGCGUUAUAUGUGCCUGUAAUAUGACAGUCUAUGACAGGUAUCCUCUCAUAGAUGGUGUAUUAUUUCUGUCUCCAGUCAAUCAUUAUUUUGACCCAUCGCUCACCACUCCCAUUAAUAAUAAAAACAAUCAAUCAACUAUAGAAGCCUAUCUGGGAGAUAACAAAACAUAUUUUGAAUUGAGAAUGACUAUUCCCAGUGGAGAUAUGAGUGGUAAUAGCACCAAUCAAUUUCGAUAUUUGAAUGCUAUAUGCUUAGAUUGCUCCAGUGGAGCAAAAUGGUUACAGCUGAUAAAGGAAGCAUCUAAUUUAUCAAGCCAUUUCUCAAACACUGGAGAAGAUGAUAUAGAUAGUGAUGAUAUAAUCACUAUCAACCAGUUAAAGGGGGAAAAGGGAGACUUUGAUUCUACUUUACAGAACACAGAUUGGAAGAAAACAGACAAUACACAGCCACCACAAUUAUCAGCUUUAAAUCUUACACUUCCUGUGUGCCGUUACUGCCAAACACCAUGGGAUGGUUCCAGAUUCACAGUGGGCACUCUUUACUCAUAUGACGUCCUCAACUCUAGUCCCUGUUGCAAUCAAAGAUCCAAGUGCAACAUGUGCUCAGCCACCAUAUCUCCGGUAUCUAAUGGUGUUCAACCUUCCUCUCAUUUUAAUAAUUGCUCCCCCAAGCAUUUUGGGUUUGAACAAUCACCCUAUGGCCAAACUACCAAUGGCUACCCGAGCAAUAUUGGAACUUCUUCUAUUAAUCCUAACCAAUAUUACACUCACUAUUCCAGAAGACUAGAAUGCCCCUUUUGCAAUUACCCCGAUUUUCAUUUUGUCAAAAAGGCCUGCCUUGAGCUGAUCAAUAUUCCCCUGCCAUCGUUUUUUGUAAAAUGGCUUUGUUUGUAAAAUAAAUAAAUAAAUAAAAUAAUUAAACACUAUUUUAAAUGUUGAAAAUAUUAUUCAUUUAAUCAUUACUAUCAUACAAAAAAAAGAAUGCAAAAACAUCCAAUUUACAUUUAUAUAAAUAUAAUAUCAUUUAUUUUUGUACAUA
Messenger RNA from Gordionus sp. m RMFG-2023, 2248 nucleotides. RefSeq names its product probable serine/threonine-protein kinase DDB_G0276461. NCBI's taxonomy places the organism in Eukaryota, Metazoa, Nematomorpha, Gordioida, Chordodea, Parachordodidae. Bases 28 to 2103 code for a protein of 691 amino acids. The transcript is spliced from 2 exons. The record is from RefSeq and is a predicted model, not a curated record.